AUGAUCGGCGAGGUCGCGGUCGCGAUGCGGACGCGACGCACCGCCACGGUGAAGACGGUCACGUUCACGGAGUUGCUCAGUUUGAGUCGCCGAGUGUUUCAAGACGCCGCGCGAGAGGUGCCGGAGACGGCGCGAGCGAUGACCGGCUACGCCGUGAAGCGCAUGCGGGUGGCGCUGUGGAAGCGCGUGCGUGCGAAGAAGACGUUCAUCGCGUGCGUGAACGCGAUUCGAACGGAGGCGGGGUACGACGUGUUGUCCGUCGCGAUCGAUAAGGAGAGAGGCGUCGAUACUAGGGGAUGCGCGGGCGCGGACGCGGGCGCGGAUUCGGAUUCGACGACGAUGAAACAAAAGCCGCCGCCGCCGCCGCGUUCGGGGGGGUCCCGCGGCGGGAUCCUACGCGCGGGGUCUUUCAGCGCCGCGACGACGACGACGACGUCGUCGACGAAAACGGCGACGAGUGAACCAGAAACGCAACCGGACGUGCCGUUACCCGCGUUUCUAUCCCCCCGCCGCCGCCGCCUAGACGACGGAGGCGGCGCGGGCGAGAUGAAACCGAGCGAAUUCUACGACCUCGGCGUCGAGUCCGCGCGCGCGCCCUACCUCACGGACGCGUCCUCCGACGCCGCGCUAGGUAUGUAUUACCGCCACGAGGUCGAGUACGCGACGUCUCUGACGUCGCUGUGCGCGUACGCCGCGCAGAGGCUGCUGCACGGGCUCGACGACGGCGGCGGCGGCGGCGGCGGCGGCGGGGUCGGCGGCGGGGUCGAUCGAGGCGAGGACGCCGCGCGCGUCGCGGACGAGCUCGUCGUGUUGCUUCGCAGGCUGGGGAGCCACGUGGAGGUGAGCGCGGAGCGCGUCGCGAGCACGCGCGAGAUGCAGAGCUCGCGGGGGGGCGACGGAGGGGGGCACUCGCAGUCGUUUCGAGUGCGCGCGUUGACGUGA
Micromonas pusilla CCMP1545 is the source of this 942-nucleotide messenger RNA. RefSeq lists its product as uncharacterized. The record is from RefSeq and is a predicted model, not a curated record. The transcript has a single exon. The coding region runs from base 1 to 942 and encodes 313 amino acids. Lineage: Eukaryota; Viridiplantae; Chlorophyta; Mamiellophyceae; Mamiellales; Mamiellaceae.